ACAGAAACAACAGAAUCCACGUCUCCAAUCUUCACUUACAAUCAUUUCAUAUCUGUUAGAGUAGCUCAGAUUCUUUGCUCUGUGAAUUCGAGCGUUUCUGUUUCCCUUCAUCUGUCAGCACAAAGCAUAAACAGAGAGAGAGACAAGACAAACUAAAAUAUGUAGAACAAAGAACACUUGUGCGUUUUUGGAACAUAGGCAAAGACACAUGGCUGGAAUGCUUCCGGGAGUUGAAUGUGCUCGAAGGAGACGGUUCCAUAUGAGUGGAGGGUACUUGGAUUCACAAUCCAUGGUUACCCAUAAUUCAACAAGACACUCUUCUUUCUGUUUGUAUGCAAGUAACCAUGAAUCUCGUCUUUCCUCAUCCUCUUCAUUGCAAAGAAACAUGUUAUACCAAGCAAACCCAGAUGAGAAUAUGGUAGGAGCAGCCAGAGAAGCCAGACAGAGAUUGGAUGACAAGUUCAGAGGACAAAGGAAAUCAGAAAACAAAAGGCAAAACAGCAUAAAGUGUGUGGAGGGCAGAAAACCAAGGUUAGUUGAAUUGCUUACGGAGGUAUAUGAGUCAAAGAAAAGUGGUUCAAGUUGGUUCAGUUGGACCAAAUUGAGCUGGAAGGCCUCAGAACAAGAGGAUUGUGCGGUGUGCUUGGAAUCAUUCAGGGUUGGAGAGACACUAUUGCAUCUCCCUUGUGCCCAUAGGUUCCAUUCCAGAUGCUUGAAACCAUGGUUAGAAAAUAAUUCUCAUUGUCCAUGCUGCAGAACCGCCAUUCAUUCCCCUUAGAUUUUACUCUUUUUUUUUUUUAGUACAUAUUAGAUUUUACUUUUCAUUAUGUGUAGUUGUAGACUUGGUUGGAUUAAGUUAAGAAUUUUGACCGUGACUUAUUUUGUGAGAACAUAAGUUUGAAAUCAACUUGGAUCUUGCACAUUUGAAGGUCAUUCACUAAUUAUUAUUUUGCCAUGCUUGGAUCAAGUUAUACAU
This is a messenger RNA of Gastrolobium bilobum, 976 nucleotides long. RefSeq names its product probable E3 ubiquitin-protein ligase RHY1A. Lineage: Eukaryota; Viridiplantae; Streptophyta; Magnoliopsida; Fabales; Fabaceae. The transcript is spliced from 3 exons. The coding region runs from base 209 to 778 and encodes 189 amino acids. The record is from RefSeq and is a predicted model, not a curated record.